AUGACUGGGAAGUAUGGGGAAGGCAAGAAACUAUUUUUCAAAGACUUGAACCUCCAACCUGGUGUGUGCAUAAGAGUAGUGGGAUAUAUUCUACCCGAUGCCAAGCACUUUAGUGUGAGGCUGGGCAAGAAUGAUCUUAACUUUGGCUUAAACUUCAACCUACGAUUCAGUGCCUAUAGUGAUACCAACGUCAUCGUCUACAACUACUGUACUGAUGGCUAUUGGUGCCAAGAAAACAGAGAUCCUCACUUGCCCUUUGUGCCAGGGAGCAGAGGGGAGAUUUCCAUAACCUUUGAAGGGAAUAAUUUUGUUGCGAGGCUGUCUGAUGGCUAUCAAAUCAAUUACCCCAAUCACUUGGACUUCCAAACACUCAACUACUUGGAAACUACUGGUGACAUCAAGCUCAAAAUUCUGGACUUUGAAUGA
Molecule: messenger RNA, 426 nt
Organism: Vombatus ursinus (common wombat)
Lineage: Eukaryota; Metazoa; Chordata; Mammalia; Diprotodontia; Vombatidae
Product: galectin-1-like
Exons: 4
Coding region: 1-426 (141 amino acids)
Molecular function (GO): carbohydrate binding; laminin binding
Source: RefSeq, a predicted model, not a curated record